UUUUAAAAUCACGGACCAAUUAUCUUCCGCUCGUUAAUGGGUGACCCAAUCUUUCAAUGGUGUUCUUCUUCAUCUUCAAUUCCGUCACUGUUAACGUGUUAAGCCAAUUUGUUUAUUGCCUUCUCCAUCGUUCUCUUAAUUGGGUGUGGAACAAAUCAACAAAGAAUAUUAUUGUUAAUUUAGAACAAAUUAAUAUUGCAAAAAUCAGAGUCCCACAAAACUCGUAGAUCUGCUCGUUUUUCGCUUCCUUACCUUUCGAAUCUCCAUUUUUUCGUAUUCGUUGAGCUUUCAAAGCUUCCUCCAAGAUAGUGAAGCUUUUAAUUCUCAAUGGACGGGAUAGGAGGUGAAGCUGCCUCAGCGGCAGGACCUUUGAGCCAGUGGCAGCAUGAUGUUUCAAGGCUUUAUCAAUAUUAUCUGGAUAAGAUUACUCCACAUGCUGUCUACAGAUGGAUUGGAACCCUUUUUAUAGUGGCAAUUUAUGCUUUGAGGGUCUUCUAUGUGCAAGGGUUCUACAUUGUUUCUUAUGGUCUGGGUAUUUAUAUACUCAAUUUAUUGAUUGGAUUCUUAUCCCCCUUGGUUGACCCAGAGAUGGAAGUUUCAGAUGGGCCUUUGCUGCCUACUAAAGGUUCAGAUGAAUUCAGGCCAUUCAUUCGCCGACUUCCAGAAUUUAAGUUCUGGUACUCUUUUACAAAGGCCUUUUGCAUUGCCUUUGUUAUGACCUUCUUCUCCAUAUUUGAUGUUCCCGUCUUCUGGCCUAUUUUACUUUGUUACUGGAUUGUCCUUUUUGUCCUGACAAUGAGGCGUCAGAUUUCUCAUAUGAUCAAGUACAAAUACCUACCGUUUAGUUUUGGGAAGCAGGUGACCUAUCAAAAGCAUGGUGGCAAGAAACCUUCUGCAAGUAGCGUUGUCACCAGCGAUGAUUGAUCUGUGGCUUAUUAUUUACAGCAAUUAGUACAAGUACUGAAUUGAGGGAGAAAUUUAGAGACUCGAAUGUUCACAGUAGCAGAAAAUUUUUUCCAUUAAAAUUACUUGUAGUUAAGAUUGCAUAUGGAUUUAAUCAUUGAAUUGAUGAUGCACAGGACAUGGUUAUGCCAAUUCCUUUAUGAUUAACUGAAGGACUGCUGUUGUAGAAACUCAGUUUAAUACACGUUGUAAUCCUGUCCGAUCGCAGAGCGUCAUUUGAAUUUUUUGUUUGCUUCUGAUUCUCAUCUUCCCACCCUUUCUUUUUCUGGCCCCUGCAGUUUUCUUGUAGAAUAUCCCAAUCACAUGUGGGUUGGAACUCUGUGUCUAUUGAUGAUGAUAUUGAGAGUA
This is a messenger RNA of Cucumis sativus (cucumber), 1311 nucleotides long. RefSeq names its product protein RER1A. Lineage: Eukaryota; Viridiplantae; Streptophyta; Magnoliopsida; Cucurbitales; Cucurbitaceae. Gene Ontology annotation, biological process: retrograde vesicle-mediated transport, Golgi to endoplasmic reticulum; protein retention in ER lumen. The record is from RefSeq and is a predicted model, not a curated record. Gene Ontology annotation, cellular component: Golgi membrane. The transcript has 4 exons. The coding region runs from base 328 to 924 and encodes 198 amino acids.